AUGGUCGGGUUCACUACUGUCCUUAAGACUCUGCCAGCGCUAGCUGCAAGCGCUCUUGCUAGUGUCAACUAUCCCACCAAGCCCACAGACCUGACCACUCCUGUCCAGCAGCGUUUGGCUGUCUAUGGACCCAAUUCUGUCUCCGUUGGCUGGAACACAUACGAGCAACUGAACCAGAGCUGUGUGACAUACGGUACCUCAGCAGAUGACUUGAGCUCUAAAGCUUGCUCCACCGGGUCGAGCACUUAUUCGACCUCACGGACAUGGUCUAGCGCAGUGGUGUUGACUGAUCUUACUCCGGCCACCACCUACUACUACAAGAUUGUCUCGACCAACUCCAGUGUAGAUCACUUCCUGAGUCCCCGUACUCCCGGAGACAAGACCCCUUUCAACCUCGAUGUUGUGAUUGAUUUGGGAGUCUACGGUGCUGAUGGUUUCACUAUUUCCUCGACCAACGCCAAGAAGGAUACCAUUCCCUAUGUUCAGCCCGCGCUUAACCACACCACCAUCGGCCGACUCGCUGACACUGUGGAUGACUAUGAGAUCGUUAUCCACCCCGGUGACUUCGCCUACGCUGAUGACUGGUACUUGAAGCUUUCGAACCUGCUGGACGGUACUGAAGCCUACCAAUCCAUCCUGGAGCAAUUUUACGAUCAAUUGGCACCCAUUGCCGCUCGCAAGCCCUACAUGGCCAACCCAGGUAACCACGAAGCGGACUGCUCCGAGAUCCCGUACCUCCUUGAGCUGUGCCCGGAAGGCCAGAAGAACUUCACGGACUUCAUGCACCGCUUCGAGAAGACCAUGCCCACUCCGUUCACCUCCUCAUCCACCAAUACAGCCGCCCAAGCAUUAGCCAUCCAGGCCAAGAGCUACGCGCUUCCUCCAUUCUGGUACUCUUUCGAGUACGGCAUGGCACACAUUGUCAUGAUCAACACUGAAACCGACUUCACCGAUGCUCCUGAUGGAACCGACGGCUCGGCGAAGCUCGACAGCGGACCCUUCGGUAAGCAGGGCCAGCAGCUCGAGUUCCUGAAGGCCGAUCUCGCCAGCGUCGACCGCACAGUUACCCCAUGGGUAAUCGUCGCCGGUCACAGACCCUGGUACAGCACCGGCGGCUCGGACAACAUCUGCGACUCAUGCCAGGAGGCCUUCGAAGAGCUUUUCUAUACAUACGGCGUUGAUCUGGGUGUCUUCGGACACGUGCACAACUCGCAGCGCUUUACCCCCAUUUACAACGGUACUGUUGACUCCCGGAACUUGACCGAUCCCAAAGCGCCUAUGUACAUUGUCGCUGGUGGUGCGGGCAAUAUUGAGGGUCUGAGCGAUGUUGGCACCAAGCCUGAUUACACCGAGUUUGCAUAUGCGGACGAUUACAGCUAUGCGACGCUGAAGUUAUUGGAUGAGCAAAACCUCCAGAUUGAUUUCAUUCGGUCAUCGACUGGUGAGGUUCUGGAUAGCAGUACCCUUUACAAAUCGCACACGACUCAGUUUGUGGUGCAAUAG
This is a messenger RNA of Penicillium longicatenatum, 1503 nucleotides long. Its product is annotated as purple acid phosphatase family protein. Gene Ontology annotation, molecular function: metal ion binding; acid phosphatase activity. Lineage: Eukaryota; Fungi; Ascomycota; Eurotiomycetes; Eurotiales; Aspergillaceae. The coding region runs from base 1 to 1503 and encodes 500 amino acids. The record is from RefSeq and is a predicted model, not a curated record. The transcript is spliced from 2 exons.